This is a messenger RNA of Aspergillus neoniger CBS 115656, 817 nucleotides long. RefSeq lists its product as uncharacterized. Bases 115 to 612 code for a protein of 165 amino acids. NCBI's taxonomy places the organism in Eukaryota, Fungi, Ascomycota, Eurotiomycetes, Eurotiales, Aspergillaceae. The transcript has 2 exons. The record is from RefSeq and is a predicted model, not a curated record.
CCAAAACCGCAGAAGUCAUCCGCGAUAUUCAACAGUACCAGAACGUCCCAUACCUUCUUCAGCCUGUCCCUGAAUUGCAGGACUACAUCCUCAGCAACCUUCAGAACGCAGGCGAUGUGCACGACAUGUACGAUCGGAGUUUGGAAGUUGAACCCAGAGAGCGGGAAGACGAAAAAAUUGCGAGACUGUUGUCGGAAUCGGGUUUCCUGUAGUGCUCGCCUCGCCUCGAUUCUCGCUUCUCCGCCGGGGCUCCUUAUCACCACCCCGGUCGACCUGCUAUUCACUCGGCCAGAUACCGAACGACCACCUAUCACAAUGCUUGAACGACGUCCAAUGGCGCGAUCGCAAUUCACUCCAGCUACGCCAUGCAACUUUAUUUCUCAGGGGGCUGGUCCCACGAGCCGCCAAAUCCAUGAUCCGAACCUCCCUUCCGACGGGCUUCUCCUUUAUCUCUCUGUCUGCCCCCACCUGGCCAAUCAUGCAAUUCGCCUGGACACUAUGCGACAUUCCCACUCUGAUUCUUGGCUUCGCCUGGACGAUCGCCAUCUCUCUGAUCGACUACUCUGGCAGCCGUUGCACAAGAAGCUCGGGCAAACCCUUCUGUCACCUUGAGUCCGAAAGAAGUUCCUGGAUAUCCUGUCACUUUCAGCGCUCGUCAUCAGUCCAGUGGACAUCUUAUUCUUUUCCUUAAAGGAAUGGUGCCCAAGAAUGGCCCAUUAGACUAAAGAAAAGCAGCGCAGGAUCUCUAUCAGUGCUGGCAUAAACAUGCAGGGAUGUCUACAGCGACUCCUACGAUGUCGGCCUAGACUCCUGGUCC